Molecule: messenger RNA, 1353 nt
Organism: Diaporthe citri
Lineage: Eukaryota; Fungi; Ascomycota; Sordariomycetes; Diaporthales; Diaporthaceae
Exons: 5
Coding region: 1-1353 (450 amino acids)
Biological process (GO): transcription elongation by RNA polymerase II; poly(A)+ mRNA export from nucleus; post-transcriptional tethering of RNA polymerase II gene DNA at nuclear periphery
Cellular component (GO): transcription export complex 2
Molecular function (GO): double-stranded DNA binding; RNA binding
Source: RefSeq, a predicted model, not a curated record
AUGGACUUCAUCUUCCAAGACUUCAGCACUGCGACGGCGGAAGGCAACGGCUACCAGCUGGCUCAGACCCUGUCACCAGAGUUGCCUGCAGAAACCCUGAAGAUCAUAUGGAAGAGCACCAACCACAACGAUGCGCGGGGUUAUAUACGGCGGAACCUUAAGAAUGGACCAUCGCCACUCAAAGUCUCGAAUCAGGAGAUCGAUGCCUGGACUGACGUCUACUUGUCCUACUGGACAGCCGUGGGUGCCAUCCUGGCGGUUCAAGGCGACAUCGUGGCUCCCGGUAAGCCGUCCUGGACCAGUGUGUACCAGGCCUGGAAAGACAUGACCCUGUUCCUCAAACGCGGCUAUCAAGAAUUCGGCUUCGAAGCCUGGACGAUACCAUGUCUCUAUACCGCUGGGAAGUACCUGAGAGUGUUCGCCAUCAAGGCAGACGAUGAGCGAGGCUUAAACGCGGCGGACUCUGGAGCCGCGAAUUUGGGUGAUGAUUUUGAUCCAGAAAUGGAAGCCCAUCAAACCUUGGAGGAGUGUGCGCGCCAUCUGAACGGGCUGUUCUCUCUCUGCCUCACCGACCGGGCACCCAUUCAAGAAUCCAGGAAAUGGGCCAUCUACUACAUCAUCAAUCUGCUUUUCAAGACGUACUUCAAGCUCAACAAGGCCAGGCUUUCCAGGACGAUUCUGAAGAAUCUCCACGCAUACCAAGGAAACAUGCCCCAGCUGGAUCAGUUUCCAAAGUCCCAGCAAGUCACCUUCAAGUACUACGAGGGCGUCCUCUUCUUCCUUGAGGAAAACUACGUGGAGGCCGAGAAGCGUUUAGCAGAGGCGUUGGCUCUCUGCCACAAAGAUGCACAGAGGAACAAGGAGCUAAUUCUAACCUAUCUCAUUCCCUGUCACCUACUCACCACCCAGACCCUUCCGACCCACGCCCUCUUGGACCCUUAUCCCCGGCUGCAGAAGCUGUUCCUGCCCUUGGCCCAGUGCAUAAAGAGGGGCGACCUGUACGCUUUUGACCAGGCACUGAAGGAGGGCGAGGACGAAUUUGUCAAACGCCGGAUCUAUCUUCCCCUUGAACGGUCUCAUGAUACUUGUCUCCGGAAUUUGUUGCGGAAGGUCUUCAUUGCAGGCGGAACGGUUCCAGACGUAGAUCCGCCCACCCGGCGGACACGAAUCCCUAUCGCCGAGUUCACGGCCGCCAUUAGCUUGAGCAGCAAGCAGCAGGUUGACUCGGAUGAAGUCGAGUGCUUGCUCGCUAACAUGAUCUACAAAGGUUUCAUGAAGGGUUACAUAGCCCGCUCAGCACAGUUCGUGGUGCUGAGCAAAAAGAACGACGCGUUCCCGAACACAGGUGUCUGA